This is a messenger RNA of Didymodactylos carnosus, 1190 nucleotides long. NCBI's taxonomy places the organism in Eukaryota, Metazoa, Rotifera, Eurotatoria, Philodinida, Philodinidae. The record is from the annotation of a GenBank genome assembly.
CAUUAGUUGUUUUCGCUCUGUCUUUUAAAUUAUUCAUCAAAUCGCGAACCUCACUUUUGGCAGCAUCCGCAGGAUGAUCAUGGUCGAAUUUUGGUUGUUGAACAAUAGAAUCAUCAAUAUUUAAUGUAUGAAUGCGAACGUUACAUUUUUUUGACCAAUAAUCUUUACAUUUCCAAUAUGUUUUUCCUCCGGACUUGUUUUCAGUUACAUAUUCAUAACCAUUAAAACGCAGUAAACGUUUGCAUUUAGUAGUUGAUAAAAAACUAGCCAUACUUAUAAUGAAAUUAUUAUUAUUAUUACGAUUAUUACUAUUAUUAUUAGUAUUAUAAUUCAAAAAUGAAAGCAACAGACUAAAAACAAUGACAGUGAUAGAAUGUCUUGCUUUUAAGCAUAACAAACAGUAUGAUAUGUGUGCAUAGAGAUGAAUUUUGAGACGCCGCCGUCGAAAAAUUCGACCCUUAUUCAUAGUACUUUUUCAGUUAUUCUUGUGCGUCUAUUUACUUUAUGGUUAUCGUUCAGUUAUCUAGGAAAAUUCAUGCGAUGAAAAACCUUUCGGUGAAAAGUCGCUCGACGAAAAGUCCAUGCGAUGAAAAGUCCGUGCGAUGAAAAAUCUUUCGACGAAAUGUCGUCGAUGAAAUGUCGUUCGAUGAAAAUACGUUCGAUGAUUUGUCGUUACCCCCUAAUUACUAUAUCGACGGUGGCGUAUCAAGUUGAAAACUUUAUCAGCGGCGUGGGGGUAAAUUGAAAAACAUAUUUUCGUCUUUGGUGGCGACGGCGUGGCUAACACCUCUAAUUAUGCUGCAGGUGGUUAGUUUCUAUCUUGUGUCACCAUAUAAAAUUAUAUGAAACUUUAACGAGAAUAACCCUUUAUUAAUUUUGUAGGUGAGAUUGACACAUUGAAUGAAAAAUAUCAGGCACAUGUGUACAUUGAAGCACGAUGGUUAUCCGAUUCAGCGAAGUUAAGAUUAACAACUGAUCAAUAUCGCCAACUAAACGAGGGAAAAUUUAUAACCAUAUUGAAAUAUAACGAAACGAAUUGGACUCCUGAACUGUGCAUUGAAAACUCAAUUGGCGAAUUGAAAGAAGUGUUACGUUAUACGCUGAAGAAGAGUAACAGUCAACAAGAUGGUCAACUAAUUGAAAUAUGCGAACAUCGUGAUAUUAAAGGUGCCUUUUGGGAAAAGUUAGAA